UAUAAUUCAAUCCGUAGUACGCGAAAACCAAAAUAUCUGAAGCUUGGAGAGAGAAACCCGUCGGGCUGCUAGGGUUUUUACGGUGCCUGCAUCGUCGGCUCCGAUCUGUUCGUUUAUCGAAAAAAGAUGUCUCGCGUGUAUGUUGGGAACUUGGAUCCAAGGGUUUCUGAGCGCGAGCUUGAAGAUGAAUUUCGUGUUUUUGGAGUUAUUCGAAGUGUAUGGGUUGCACGAAGGCCCCCAGGUUAUGCCUUCAUAGAUUUUGAUGACCCCAGAGAUGCAAGGGAUGCAAUCCAUGAAUUAGAUGGAAAGAAUGGCUGGAGAGUUGAGCUUUCUCACAAUUCUAGAGGUGGGGGCGGUGGCCGUGGCGGAGGGGGUCGUGGUCGUUCUGGUGGUUCUGAUUUGAAAUGCUACGAGUGUGGUGAGCCUGGGCAUUUUGCUCGUGAAUGUCGUUUACGUGGCGGCGGCGGCGGCGGCGGUGGUGGUGCAGGAAGAAGACGUAGCCGCAGUCCUCGAUACCGUCGGAGUCCAAGUUAUGGUCGCAGGAGUUAUAGUCCCCGUGGAAGAUCCCCAAGACGCCGCAGCUUGUCACCUCGUGGGCGUAGCUAUAGCAGAUCUCCUCCAUACCGUGGAAGAGAGGAGCUGCCUUAUGCCAAUGGAAAUGGUGUAAAGGACCGACGUCGGAGCAGGAGCUGAGGACAACGGGCUUCUCAACCUGGCUUAGUUAAACACAGGAUGUUUAGAGGAUUACUCCGAUUCUAUGUGUUUUUAGUGGUUGGACUUCAUAACGGACCUUUUUAAAAUCGGGCGACGCCCUCAGCCUCUACUUUUGAGUUUGGAUAAGUCCUUUCUAUCUUCAAUUUGAAUUGUUUUUUAUUUAUCCCUUCAAUAUAGUUGUAGGAUCUAUAUACUUAAGUAUCAUCAGUUCAUAUUUAUUUUGAUAAUGUUAUUAAGCAAAUGUCUUGAAGGGCACUGCUAAAGGUGUAUGUUUUUUUUCCUUGUUGAGGUGUCGUCUCGUUCUGCUUCACUGCUUUUCUGCUUCUAGUCGUCUGCUUCUGCUUCUGCUUCACUGCUUUUCUGCUUCUGCCCUAUCCUGGGAUUUCGUUCUACUCUGCCCAGCUCUGGGAUCUUCAAUUUGGAAGGUUGUAGGUCCCAGCCGGCUACAACUGUAGAUGCUACUAUUUGAUUGAAUCUCUGCGGUUGUGUUGCACGCUCUCAUAAUGUUUAUGGCCAUUCCUUUUUAAUUAACUUGAGGAUUGAGGAACGGCAUCAAAUGCUUCUGGCAGGUACAUGAAACUGUUCUACAGAAGUUUGGGUUCGGUUUCUUGCAGAAAAUAACAUUUUUAUGCAUUCUUAAAAAAAACAUAUUUUGCUGCAUAGCAUUCUUCUCUUGGCAUUUUUUUCUCAUACUAGGACGUUGUUUUUCCAUCCCAUUUAUUACCAUUUGAUUUGUUUCUCCAUCGUCAGUUCUGGUUACUAAUCAUCCAUCUGAAUCAGGGAGUUUGCAUAUGAUCGUGUGGUUUAGGAUUUUUGCAUCUACUUAAGUGGAGGUGAUUAGGCAUAGGAGAGUCAGUAUUUUAUGAAUGGUUAUUUCUUUUGAAAUAUUGUAUCAAUUUUUGUUUAUACGUUUUAAUUUUAUUUUACCUUGUUACGAAUAACUUGUAUGUUGGGUCGAUUGCCAUGCAUGCUGUGCACUACUUUGGUUGGGCGAUAUCUUGUUAAGUGAAUUGUGUCGAGAUGCGCCACUCCUUCAAACUGAGUGCUAGUGGGAGUUCUCUUCGGUCUCGAAAGUGCUUUUUUCUUGCGGUGGUGAAUGUGAAUUACAUAUCGACUACCCAUUCCCCGCGAUUCUUUAGAAGUCCUGCAUCCUUAGCAGAGAUUAUCUGGGUCGGUCCUUUCCAUCUGCUUGGGUAGUUCGUUGAGAACAUAAGUCCUCUGUGGGGUCGGCAUCUGAAGUCGAGCCCGCCUAAUCUCCUCCCAUUUUCUAGAGCAUGCGGCUGCCAAGUCUUUCUGCUAUAUAUAAUUGUUUUCACGGUCUAUGUAAUGAAGAUUGUAAUUUGCUUUUUAUAGAUUUGUUAGAAUAUUUGGAUAGCCAUAGCUGGAAUUGGUAAUUAUGAGGACGUUGGCUUUACUGAAUUUUCCUUCCGACGAGAUAGCCUUUGAGGCACUCCAUUUAUUGCAUUUUCAAA
Molecule: messenger RNA, 2186 nt
Organism: Momordica charantia (bitter melon)
Lineage: Eukaryota; Viridiplantae; Streptophyta; Magnoliopsida; Cucurbitales; Cucurbitaceae
Gene: RSZ22A
Product: RNA recognition motif and CCHC-type zinc finger domains containing protein
Molecular function (GO): zinc ion binding; RNA binding
Source: RefSeq, a predicted model, not a curated record